Thalassophryne amazonica is the source of this 2853-nucleotide messenger RNA. It is a transcript of the gene meioc, whose product is annotated as minamoto. The record is from RefSeq and is a predicted model, not a curated record. The coding region runs from base 135 to 2366 and encodes 743 amino acids. Gene Ontology annotation, biological process: female meiosis I; mRNA stabilization; meiotic cell cycle. Gene Ontology annotation, cellular component: nucleus; cytoplasm. NCBI's taxonomy places the organism in Eukaryota, Metazoa, Chordata, Actinopteri, Batrachoidiformes, Batrachoididae. The transcript has 8 exons.
AAGUAAGCUUGACAGCUGUUUUAUUACUGUGUUCUCGAGAAGCUAGCCAUAACGUAAUUAUCGAGGAAAAGGCUUCAGUGUGAGCGCAAGUCAAAUCAACAAUGAAGUAACCUUAAGGAAUCCACUGAAGUUCAAUGGAGUUCAGAAUGGCAUUUAACCAACAUCAGAGCACAUUUUCAGAUUCUCUGUUUUCAACAUACCAGCAUCAGGCUAGUGCAAAUGCAAGUGAUGGAAUCAAAGGAAGCAUGGCGUCGCCAUUCGUCACCAUCCCCAGUGUGACUGUGCCAGAACAGGACACGGCAUCCCACAUGACAUGGCCUCAUAAUGCUCAUGAUGAUCCCUAUGAACUCAUCAGUUGUGCUCAGAGCAGCUUCAAGAAUAGGAACGUCACUGGCAGUACUGAGUGUGAUGGGGAGCUUGAUCUAAAUCGCCUGGUGUCAAAUAUUGUGGAUAAAGGAGAGUCACAGGACAGCUACAGCAGUGAAGGGUACCUACCUUCAUGUAAUCCCGUCUGGUCUCCGAGGAUACCGAGAGAAGAUUUCAUGAAUUAUUUUCAAUCAGAGGCAAAAACAAAUCACAUCUCAAGUUUUCUUUCAGACUCUGACCGUUUCAAUAAAGCACAGGUACAGUCAGAGGACAAAACUGUUGAGGAAUCUUCUCAGCAGUUCAGUGGCCUUACUAGCGCUCAACAGUGGCUUUUUAAUUUGUCUAAUGAAGAUCAUAAUGGCUGCACACCCUGUCCUCGAAAACUGCCACCAGGUCUACCAGUGUCCAAUACAGGGAGGACCUCCCCUUCACAGCUGCAGCAAUCUAAAUAUACCUACAUAUCAAUUAAGGACCGAGGGAACAGCCAACCUUUGAAUAAAUUCCCUGACCUCAGUGAUGUUUUUAGACCUCAGAGUGAGAUGAAUAGCCUGCAGUUUGAUCCUUAUUAUGAAGACCAGGCCUCCAGGCUGACAGUGGAGAUGCAGCACAAAAACAGAAUGGUUGCACAGUGUAACGACUCAAAUCCUGCAGUGCCAGCACAAACUAUGCCUGUGGCACAUCUCCAGAAAGAGCUGCUGGGAGAAUUUGGGAUGGUGCAUAAGGAAAGAACUGAAGGCAAAAGGAAACAAACUCUCAAUUGUGAUGGCUCCCAAGAUCAACCUGGAUUCAGCCUUCAAAACACAGAGCAUUUCCAGCAACCAAUGCCCGUAUCUCCAUCGUUCUCCCGCCCAUACCAGUACCACAACAAGAUGACCAUGCAUAAGGGAGAUGCUUCACUUCCCAUGACUCUGGACAUGAACCAGUCUUCUCAGCAUCACAUCCUGCAAGGCCAGAUGAACGACACAGUCAGAUCAGAAAUACCAAAGGAACAGAACCGGAUGCUUGGGCCUGGUUUUCUGGGAGAACAUUUAUUCACAGGGCCAUUGAACCACAAUCAAAUGAGAGAGAUGAACCAGGCCCUUUCACAUAAUUCACGCUGGAACACUCAGAGGUUUGUUGGAGAAAACCGUGUAACCAGUGCAGGGAAUGUACAGCAGUUCAUUCCUUUUAUGUAUCCUGUAAAUGACCCCAGAAAGCAGUCCCUCCUGCCCAUCGCCACCUCUAACUUCAGCUCUAGAGCCACUUUACUGAAUGGAAGUGGCAUUCCUGGCAUGGAUUUGGGUGAUGUAGUGCCCAUCAAUGCGUCUGCAGCGUUCUACUCCUAUCUGAGUGAUAUAAUGAGCCGCAGAGGAGAAAACCCUUAUCAUGGCGUGGCCUCAGCCAUGAAAAGUCCAGUGGUGAUGAAUCAAGGAGGACCUGCUGUCCUGCUUUACUUCUAUCUGGAUGAAUGUUAUGAGCAAUGGAGAGCUCUGGAAAAGGAAAGAAAGGCGACGGAGGCCAUCCUUAACAGAGCAUUCCCUGAGAGACAGUUGGCAACAGCAAACAGCAUUUACUUACCGAAAUCACCACUGAAUGCAACAAGAAUUGACAAUCUCAUUGCCAGUCAGAUGAGAGAACAAGCCAGGGUGGCAAGCCUUCUGGAUAACAUGGAGUGUCUGCACAUCAUUCCGCUCCCCAGCAACAUCCACACAGCACUCAGCAGUCAUCACAUGAGUCUUUGCGUUACACAGGCCAGGUGCAAAGAACAGCAGCUGGUCAAUGUGUCCGUACAGCAAAGGCAGAGCGGGAGUCAUGUCACGGCAUACAGAGACACCCAGAUGUUGGCUCUGGCACUGAAGGAGCUGUCUGCCGCGACCAGGGACCUCCGCACGGCCCUCUGGUGUGCCCUGCAGGUGACUGUGCCCAAACCCGCUCGGAGGCCGGACCAACACGUCACUCAGGAGACUGCAUGUAUGGGCACACACCUCUCUCCUUUUGACGGAUACUCUUUUACCUUGUGAUUUGCAAGCACCAGUUACGGUGCAAAUGUGUUAAUUAAAUUAAAAUUUAAUUAAAAAUGUUCCAUAUACAGGGUAAUUUAAAAACAAAAUGUUGUAAUUAUUAAUCUCCAAGAUUAUAGUGACAUUUUACCGACCAACAUGGUGAUUACUGCAGAAUGAGGAGAGCAGUUUGAAGCUCGAUGGUGGCACUCUUUGGAGCUUCAGGUGGCUAACUUAUUACGCAGGAAUCACAUGAAAUAUAAUUUAUCAUGCCACAUCUUAGUGUAAUUUGGUUUAAUUAGUGUUAGUUCCAAAUUAAAUGUCAAUCUUGCUUUAUCACUCUUGUAUUUAAUGAUACUAUUUAUGUGGAUGAAUGUUUCAUUUGUGUUUCUGAACGCAAGUUCCAGGCUCUUCCCAAACAAUAAUUGAAUCAUAAGGGCAGUAAAAUAUAUGCAUGUGCUAAAUCUUAACAUGGUUUCUUAAAUGUUCCAUAUAAAUUUCAGUCUUU